Molecule: messenger RNA, 1281 nt
Organism: Cryptosporidium muris RN66
Lineage: Eukaryota; Apicomplexa; Conoidasida; Eucoccidiorida; Cryptosporidiidae
Exons: 1
Coding region: 1-1281 (426 amino acids)
Biological process (GO): endoplasmic reticulum to Golgi vesicle-mediated transport; positive regulation of GTPase activity
Cellular component (GO): endoplasmic reticulum membrane
Molecular function (GO): GTPase activator activity
Source: RefSeq, a predicted model, not a curated record
AUGGGAUGUGAAGAUCUAUCUUAUAUAAAAAAUGAUAAAAACGGAUCUAAAUAUAAUGAUGAAAUAACUCAGAGCUUUGGAACUGAUUUACAAAAUACUAUAGAAUAUCUAAAGAAUCUAGCCUACUCUAAAAGUGGAUUUUAUAAUAAUGAAAAUCGUAGGUAUUUGUGGAUUUUAGCAUUAGAUAUAGAUCUUGAACAUAUGUAUGAUGAUUACUUUCUAGAAAGACUAGCUGAGAAUGCAGAUCGAAGAUUAUAUAGCCAAAUAGAAUGUGAUAUUAGUCGAUGUUUACAUAAAGGAGAAGAUCUACGCUCUAAUUUAAAAAAUAUUCUUUUAGCUAUAUAUUCAUUACAUAAACAUGAAUUUUCCUAUAUACAGGGAAUCCAUGAUAUAGGAUCUGUUUUUGUAUCAGUCUACCUAGAGGAUUAUGAAAUACUUCGAAAUGAGAAUAUUCCUGGAAAGUUUGAACAAUUAGAAAAUAUAGACAACAAGAUUUAUACUCAAAUCAAAGAGAAACUGAGUACUAAGAAAGGCAGAAUAAAUAUCUGCUUUACAUUACUCGAGAAAUUUCUAUUAUGGUAUUCUAAUAUGUUCAGCUAUAAUACUGACCAAUCAACUGAAUAUAAUUUGGAUAAUGUACUUUCUGCUAUUGGAAUGGAUUUACUAAGUUUAAUAAAUGAACAAGAUACAGAACUCAGUACAUUCAUGGAAAAGUUAAUAAUUACACAAGAUUCCAUAUCAAGUAUUUUCAUGUUUUGUUUACCUUGGCUCAUAAGCUGGUUUUCUCAUAAUAUCCCAACAAGUGAUAAAAGUAUAAUAUUUAGACUUUUUGAUUUGUUUCUUACAAAUCCACCAAUAUUUCUACUCCAUAUUAUAUCUCAACUUGUUAUAUACAAUAAAGAGGAUUUGUUCAAAUAUAUAUCUAAUGAGGUAGAAGUACAAGAUUUAAUUCAGAAUUGCAAUUAUGAUAUGUACCCAUUCUUUCAUUUUUAUUUUCAAAAUCUUGAUUUACAAUCACAACCUUGGGAAAUACUCAUUUCUAGAGCUAAGAAAUCUUUUGAUAAUCAUAAUUCUAGAUUUUAUAAGAGUGCAAAGUUUUGGAGAUGUCCUAAGUAUAUACAAACUUCAUAUAUUAAAAAUACACUAUAUGGGAAGAUUAUGAAUAUUUAUAAACUUGUUUUAGAAAUUUCAAUAACUAAUAAUAAAGAUAUCUUUUUGUGGACUAUAUUGGGAAUUUUUAUUUCAUAUAUUACAUUUGUACUUUAUAAUUAUAGAACUUAA